Messenger RNA from Penicillium waksmanii, 3195 nucleotides. RefSeq lists its product as uncharacterized. The transcript is spliced from 8 exons. The coding region runs from base 1 to 3195 and encodes 1064 amino acids. Gene Ontology annotation, molecular function: protein binding; ATP hydrolysis activity; ATP binding. The record is from RefSeq and is a predicted model, not a curated record. Lineage: Eukaryota; Fungi; Ascomycota; Eurotiomycetes; Eurotiales; Aspergillaceae.
AUGUCCAUGGCUUCUCAAGUCGCACCCCGUCUGGCUGGCGCAUUCCAGAACGCCAAACAAGACUUUUUGGCUUCACUCAAAGACCCAGAUCUGUUCAACAGUGUAUCCAACAUCAAAUCAAUCGAUGAAGUUUACACUUUCACUUAUCAGUUUCAGAAUGACCAGAAUAAACGCCAAGGUAUGCGGAAUCUUUCCAAGAUCAAGCCAUACUUAGAUCGAUUAAAGGAAUUUGCUGGCGUCAUCGAAGUUUUCGUUCAAGUUAAGCCCGAUAUUCUGGCGCUCAUAUGGGGGCCCAUCAAGUUCCUUCUGCAAAUGUCGGAUAAUUCGACGCAGUCCUUCGAUGCUAUCGUGGAAGCGAUGACUGGAAUUGGUAACAAGCUGCCUCUUUUUCAAGCUUAUACCAAUAUUUUUGAGACUAGCGUUCGAGUUCUUGAUGUACUUGUACUGUUUUACAAGGACAUCUUGGACUUUUACGAGAUCGUGUUGAAUUUCUUUUCAGCAAAACGUUGGGUCAUUGUUUUCGAUUCAGUGUGGCCACGAUACAAAGCAAAGAUCAACCUUGUCGCCAGCAGUAUCGAAAGACAUUCGGUAUUGAUGACAGAGGAGGUCACUUUGGCGAACAUCACCGAAGCGCAUGCGGCUCGAGUUACCGAUAUGAAUAACUGGCAACGGACUUUCAACUUUCAGGAAACGCGAGAUUUUGACAGCGUGUAUUCCUACAUCUCACCGAAUUUGUACGAUGAUGAGCUUGACAAGUUUCAAAGAAGAACAUGCGAGAGGACCGGUAGAUGGCUUCAACGAGAACAGGCCUCGAAAGACUGGAUGGAUGCGAGUAAUACCUCCACGAAAAUUCUCUGGAUGCAAGGUAUCCCUGGAGCGGGAAAAACCUACAUCGCCUCUAUGAUGGUGGAAAAGCUAAGGCAAUCCUCGAAGACCGUACUUUUUGCAUUCUUGAGUUACACAAAAAGCGAUGUGACACCAGUCUCGAUCAUACAUUCUCUCAUUUUCCAACUAGCCAUUGGGGACGACCAUUUUGAUGACCUACUCAAGCGAGAUCUACGUGCCAAGAUUUCCAAUACAUUUCGCUCGAGCCAGCGAAAUUUGAAGAGCAAUACUCGAUUUGCUCGCGAAACGUUAACAGAGUUACUCAAAUGCGUCGGUCCAGUUUACAUUAUUCUCGAUGGUCUCGAUGAGGUCUCCAAAAAUGAAAAAAAUGAACACAUGGUGGACAUUCUAAAUGAGCUUCUGAAGGUACUAAACGACUGCACUGAAGUGAAGCUCUUCAUAAGCAGCAGAGCACAAGAUGAAAUUGGUAGCACGCUGAAUAAAGCGUCUGCCAAAGAGAUCCGCGUCGACGAGAAAAACAGCGGAUGCAUCCACGCAUACGUUAUGGUCACAACCGAUGAGUGGCUCAACAAGGCAGGAUUCGAUCAAAAGGAUUGUGACGAGAUCAGGGCUUUACUGAAACCACUUUCAACCAAGGCAAGAGGCAUGUUUCUUUAUGCGAGAGUCGUCAUGGCUAAUGUCGUUGAUAUGUACACUUUCGACAUGGUCAAAAAUGAGCUCAGAGUUCUCCCCGAAGAUCUAGAUGAAGCUAUCGAUCCAGAUGGGAAGAGAGAUUUGCCCCGAUCGGAGGCUGUUCUGAACGUUGUCAGGCUCUGUGGGCCUAUCGUUGAAAUAACCAACGGUUAUGUCAACUUUGUUCACUUCACAGUCAAGGAGUACCUCUUUGAAAAGAAGAAGGAUGCAUUCCUGAACGCGUUGGAACCGACCAUCGAGAUGACUAAAACCUGUCUUCACUACUUAUCAUCUAACGUCUUCGACAUUGGAAAUGAGCCUGAAAUUAUUGACAGAAACAUCUUAAGGGGCCUAUAUCGAUUACAUUGGUUCGCGACAACUCAAUGGAUUGUAUUGCUUCAAGAGUGCGACAGACUUCUGGGUAGUUGCGACUUCCCAGAGUCCCUGGUCCUUGCACUAAAACAAUUUGCUCACGAAUGCGAAAACGGAAACUUUGAGGGUACAGUGGACUUGACAAAUCAACCAAAUUUCUCUGCUCUCAAGCAGAAGGAACCGGCACUUCAUGAGCUUCUCGUUCAAGAGCUUUACUUCCGCCGCAUGGAUGUUGGCGACUGGAAGUUAGAGGAUAACGAUGAAGAUGCCAUUAUGCAAUCUGCCAACCUCUUCAAACGUCGUUCGCAUCUAGAGCGGAUCGCGAUGCACAUUGUCGAGAUCACGGCCGUGUUUACAAGUGCCCACACCCAUCUUGGCAUGUGUCAUGUGAAUGCGCCUCUGAAAGCUAUCCAGACGAUGAAGACUCCAGAAAAGGACGAGAUUGUGCCUCUGAUCUCCGAUAUCAUCGCGAUGGGAAUGACUGACGAAUUGAAGGAUGCGCUUGUCAGAGAAUCCGCAUUCUGCGGAAAACUAGAAAUUUUUCAGCAUCUAUGGGAGCAACGCAAAUCCAGAUUCGAAGCAACACAAGAUUUUGUUCGCGAGUGUGCUAGUGAGUCAAUCAGUGGAGAAAAUGUCGAAGUGUUAGAAUACCUAGCUCCAAUGAUCGAAAUUAUCGAAGAAUAUAAUUCGAUUAGCGAAUGGGAUACCCUAGCGCAUUACAUGAAAAGCGGUGCAAAUUCAGAGUCCCCGCGAAUAUUCGAAAUAUGGAAGAAGCAGACAAGUGAAUGCAAUGUUCGCACUUUGAUCUCUGAAAAUAUGCUCCAAAGUCUCACAACCCCUGAAAAGCAAGAGCGGUUUGCAGCUAUAUUGGAUGAAAGAGCAUCUUGUGGUCAUCUCUCGAGGGAUCAAAUAAACACUGGAUUGAAAAGGCUAGCCUCAACGUCUUGCGCUCCUUCGAUAGCACGCGUGUUACUCAAACAUGGCGCAGUUGUGGAUUUCAGGUCCAAGAAUACUAGGGGGACAGAGCUUAUCAGGACUCCGUUGUUAGCAGCGGCAGGCAGGAACUCGAAAGACGCAGCCGAGCUGAUGAAACUUCUGCUUCUCGCGGGUGCAGAUCCAAAUGCAUACUAUUGUCCGAAGAAGGGCGGUGAGCCUAAGUUUGUAAGUAUGCAAACCGGAGCAAGAAGAAUUUCGGAGUGGCUACGAUUUGACUGGACUGAACUUGUUGAAUGGACAACAGCAGAGCGAUCAAAAAAUGAGAAGCCGAGGACACCUGUCCUGUCGACUGAUAAUCUAUCGGAUUGA